CGUGGGUUAGAGCGAGCUUGAGCCAUGAAGCUGCUAAGCAGAGCCAGGUCCCUCUCGAGAUUUUACUCCCUGAAAGUUGCUCCCAAAGUGAAAGCCACGGCCGCCCCUGCAGGAGCGCCAUCACAGCCUCAGGACCUUGAGUUUACCAAAUUACCAAACGGCUUAGUGAUUGCUUCUCUGGAAAACUAUGCUCCUGCCUCAAGAAUUGGUUUGUUCAUUAAAGCUGGCAGCAGAUAUGAGGACUCCAACAACUUAGGAACCUCUCAUCUGCUUCGUCUUGCAUCCAGUUUGACUACUAAAGGAGCUUCAUCUUUCAAGAUAACCCGUGGAAUUGAAGCAGUUGGUGGUAAAUUAAGUGUGACUUCAACCAGGGAAAGCAUGGCCUACACUGUGGAAUGCCUGCGGGACCAUGUUGAUAUUCUAAUGGAGUUCCUGCUCAAUGUCACCACAUCACCAGAAUUUCGUCGUUGGGAAGUGGCUGCCCUUCAGUCUCAGCUAAGGACUGACAAAGCUGUAGCUUUUCAGAAUCCACAGGCUCGUAAGUACAUUUUCAGAUCCUGUUCACUUCUAAGAUACUGG
Lontra canadensis (Northern American river otter) is the source of this 579-nucleotide messenger RNA. Its product is annotated as cytochrome b-c1 complex subunit 2, mitochondrial-like. NCBI's taxonomy places the organism in Eukaryota, Metazoa, Chordata, Mammalia, Carnivora, Mustelidae. The annotation marks the transcript as partial. The record is from RefSeq and is a predicted model, not a curated record. Gene Ontology annotation, cellular component: mitochondrion. The transcript has 6 exons. Gene Ontology annotation, molecular function: metalloendopeptidase activity; metal ion binding. Gene Ontology annotation, biological process: proteolysis.